Messenger RNA from Ruditapes philippinarum (Manila clam), 2952 nucleotides. RefSeq names its product thrombospondin-1-like. Bases 349 to 957 code for a protein of 202 amino acids. The record is from RefSeq and is a predicted model, not a curated record. The transcript is spliced from 7 exons. NCBI's taxonomy places the organism in Eukaryota, Metazoa, Mollusca, Bivalvia, Venerida, Veneridae.
UAUUUUGGUGUGAGAUAAAUGUAAUAAAUUGUCUUAUCUUGACAACGUAAGGGUAAAGACUUAUUGGGGUGUUUUCCUAAUCAAGAAACAGAAUUGAUUAAACACAAUAUCAUACCAGCAGGCAUAAAGACACUUUAGUACUUUGAGGGCAAUAUCUCGUUGAAAUGUCGUUAUUUUAUCAAAACAGACUAAAAAAGAAAGAAAUUGUCGUUGAUGAAAAUUAUAUAGGACUCUAUGUCAUUUAGAUAGUGUCAUAUUUGGAACAUGUUCCUAUGGUUAUCUUAUCAAUUAAAACAAGUUUCUUGCCAAUAGACGGGACAAUAUAGCAAGAGCGAACAUAACAACAGAAUGAUUGUGAUUACGUUAGGUUUUUCGAUAUACCUGCUGCUUUCUUUUCCAAAGACAUCUGACGCCUUGCAGUGUUACAAUUGUACCGACAUUGCUGACGUUUAUGAAUGUCUCACAGUGACAGAAUGCCAUGCCGGUCAGUCUUGUCACAUAGAAGUAAAAUCAACAGGACAAAGUAUCACCCUCGGAUGUACAGACAAUCAGUUAUGUGGAGUAAGUGCCAGUGGUGCCGGAAAUUUGAUCGGUCGAGAGAUAAGUGGGCGACAAACUUUGGACUGCCAUAAAUGUUGUAGUAAAGAUAGAUGCAAUAAAGAUCUGUGUUCACAUUUGACACCCGGAGCAUGUAUUGAUGAUGUGACAGUGGAUUGUGCUUUUCUAAAUAGCUUUUUCAAUAUUUGUAAGGAUAUUCAUCGAGCCAAGUUAAUCUGUGCAAAAUUCUGCUCACUGUGUUCACUUGUGGAUGGGAAUUGGGCUAGCUGGUCUCCGUGGUCUACAUGUGACGACACUUGUGAAAAUGGGACCCAGACAAGAACAAGACAAUGUUACGAUCCUCCUCCAACCAAUGGCGGACUUGAUUGCAUCGGUAGACGCACUGAUAUAAAGACAUAGUUAAAACAACUUUGUCCAGGUAUGAAUUCAGCAUGACAAUAGCGUACUGAUAAACAUGUUAAGUAUUGCGUACUCUAAAUCAAUUACAAAUUAUUAUAUCUUAUCUUACACCAAAAAAUAAUUAAUCUGAAAACAAUAUUUAGUGUUUAUCUUUAUUUCUGUCAUGAACUAGGCAAAAUGGAUACACUUGCGUUUCACAUUUCUUAUAUUAACGAAGCCCCACCAAUCAAAAUUGAUUUUUCGGUUUGUCCAUCGUCUUUCCGUCUGUCAGUCCGUCCGUAUGUCCCGAAUUCGUGUCCGGCCCAUAACUUCGUUAUUUGAAGUCGGAUUUUACAACUAUUUCACAGAAAUAAUCACUAUAUUGAGACAACGUGUUGCGCGCAACAUUUGGAUCGCUACCUUGAAGGUCAAGGUCACAGCAUGACCUUGAAGCAAAAUCAUGUCCGGCCCAUAACUUCAUUACUUCAUUAUUCGUCAUAUUGAGACGACGUGUUGCGCGCAACAUUUGGAUCGCUACCUUGAAGGUCAAGGUCACAGCAUGACCUUGAAGCAAAAUCAUGUCCGGCCCAUAACUUCAUUAUUCGAAGUCGGAUUUAACAACUAAUUCACAGAAAUGAUCGUCAUAUUGAGACGACGUGUCGCGCGCAAUAUUUGGGUCGCUUCCUUGAAGGUCAAUGUCACAGCAUGACUUUGCAGCAAAAUCGUGUCCAGCCCAUUACUUCCUUAUUUGAAGUCGGAUUUUACAACUAUUUCACAGAAAUGGUCACCAUAUUGAGACGACGUGUAGCGAGCAACAUUUGGGUUGCUUUUACACUUUAAACUUUGUCUGUGACAUAACUCUGACAUUACAAGAGGUAUACCUUCUUGUGUCCAAAACUUAUUCAGGGAGCAUCACCCGGUUCAACCGGCUCUUGUUUUACAAAAAUUAUUACAUAAUAAAUACGGAAAUAACAAAUCGCCGGUAUAAGAAACGAACAUGCCACGAGGAAAUGUACAGGAGUUGUACUUGUGUUAGGGCUUGGGCCAUAUAUUUCUGUAAAGACAUCAGACAAAUGAUUUCAGGGUUAACUCGAAAAUAUGCUGUUUUUAUAAAAUAUAUACAGUUCGAAAAACGACCAUUUUACUCCUGGACAUUAUAUUUGGGUUAAGGCUUAGGAUCUUAUAUUACUGCAAGGAAGAUCCACCAAAUUUGUACAAAAUUGAAUCUGCAUCGGAAUCAGAAAACUAUUUUUCACGGUUAUCUCGAGAAAAUUGUGAUUUUUCUUCGGAAUUUUCUACAGUUUAUAUACAUAAAGAACAAAUCGCCAGUUUUAAAUACGACCAUGCAGUCAAAACAGUCUAAAAUCGGAUUUGUCCUCUUAAUGGGCCCAUAAUGCCUCAUUAAUAAAACGCUAUGAAUUAUAUUUCUAAAAAAAAAUGAUACCUUAUCAAACGGCUUUCCAUUUGCCAUCUUUGCUUCUUUUGCUGUUUUGUCAAUAAUUGGUAUAAUUAUAGUAAAUAAGUAUUUUGUAUGGAAGUCAAAAUACCACUUUGUUUACAGUUUGCUACCUUUAUGAUAACAUUACUGCAAUGCGCUACUUUCUUCAGCAGCUAAAUAGCUUACAUGCUCUUAAUCCAUUAUCAAAACAUCAUUAACAACAUUUGUGAGAGUUCUAAUGAAUUAAAAAAAAGGAUUUCUGCGGCAUAUUGUUCCUUUAAGCACACAUCUCAGUCUCGUAGACAUUUUUGAUAGUUCCACCCAAACUAUAUGUGCCUGCUCUUUUCCUCCUGCAUCAGUGCCUGCUCCCGGUAGGUGUCGCUGUUGCAGUUCUCUUGCACAUGCACGUAUUCAUAGCGCCUAUUAACUUUAUUUAUCAUAAAAUAACAUAAAAAAUUUAGGAUAAUGUGUAUGUUUUACUAAAAAAUCUUACAUUAUGCAAUGUGAAGAUUAUAUUACUAGUGUUAAUUUAAAGGAAGAAGUUAGGCCCUACAUACGUAUGCGCUUUUGGAUUUGCA